This is a messenger RNA of Daphnia pulex (common water flea), 4596 nucleotides long. Its product is annotated as glutamate receptor ionotropic, kainate glr-3-like. The transcript has 16 exons. Gene Ontology annotation, cellular component: membrane. The record is from RefSeq and is a predicted model, not a curated record. Lineage: Eukaryota; Metazoa; Arthropoda; Branchiopoda; Diplostraca; Daphniidae. Gene Ontology annotation, molecular function: ligand-gated monoatomic ion channel activity. Bases 2793 to 4244 code for a protein of 483 amino acids.
UCACAAAAUGGCGGCAUCCGUCUGUCUCGGUGUCUAAUCUGUCUCCCUACCUACUAGUCUCUCAAGUCUCAACUCUCAAGUAGUCAAGCACGUUAUCUCCACCAAUUUUCCCAAUUUUAAUUUUUAAGUGAUCACUAAAGGUUUCCAAGAAACAAAAACGCUUGCAUUUAAAAAGAUUUUUAAAAUCAACUGAAAGAAUUUAUCAUCAUACUGACUGGAAGAUUUGUAAAUAUUGCUUGUGAAUUGGAUGCUAUCCAACUCUUGAACCUGUUAAGAACAACUUCAUCUCGUCUGUCAGGAACAGUAAAAUGGCAAGUUCAUCCAGAAUCCAGGCAAAAGAAAUUCGAAGUGGGUUAUUUAAGAUCAGAUGGGAAUUAAAAGAAGAUAUCAUGGAGAAGGGUGUGUGCCGUGAUUAUGUCACACUAAAUUUGUGUAAGUCAUCCUUGAUUCUAAAAAUGCUUUUUGAUUAUUCUGUUCCUACACGUAAAAAGUAUCGGAAUUUGAAACAAAAUUUGGUUGUUAAUGAAGUCAGCCAAGAAGAACUAAAAAGCGACAGUGAAGAAGAAACAGAUGAAGACUCAUUUAAUGAAGAUGAUGAUGAAGAAGACAAUGAUCAUGAAGGUAUUGGUGAAAGUAGCAACAUAGAUGCCAUUGAAGGUGAAAAUGAGCCAGAACAGCAGAUGGAUACUCCUCAUCCCCUCAAAAAUGGAAUUCGUCCCAUGCUCAUGUGGAUCCUCACCUCAGAAUAUGCAUCAGGAUCAGGAAGUGAAAGAAAGCUUUUGAAAAAUGAUACUGAUGAAUGGAGAGUAGAGUGGUAUAGCUUUAAAUUACCUGACUUCAUCAAUCUUUGGAUAGAUUUUGGGACCCAGUCCCAAAUAGAAAGAAACGUCAUCAAAACAAUGAGUGGCCUUGCCAGUAUGUUUUACGAUCAACAUCGGUGUGAUGUCCAAUUUCGCUUCAAAGAUGGAAAAUCCAUUGGUGCCCACAUCUUAAUUCUUUCAAUCGGCAGCCCAGUGUUCUCUGCCAUGUUCCAGUCGGGUCUCUUAGAGUCUCAAACGCGUGAAGUGACCAUCACUGAUAUUGAAUUGGAAAUAUUCCGGCAACUUCUCGACUACUUAUACACUGGCAGCGCACCCAAACUCGCAGAUGAAAACAUCACCAAACUACUCUUCGAGGCUGCGGAUAAAUACUCCGUCGAACAUCUUAAAAAUGAUUGCCUCGAAGCUCUGCAGGAACGAGUGAGAAUUGACAACGUCACCAACUUAUUAAUUUGGUCGCACUUCCGAUCAACAAAACCACUUUUUGAAAUGGCAUUGAAAUUUACCCUUAAAAAUUUUCGCAAGCUCUUGGACCAAGCCGACUUCGAGGACUUUCUUAAGAGUUAUCCGGAUUUGUGUUUGAUUGUCUUGAAACGUUUCGCUUCCCUUCCGUACCGAUACUACCAACAUGAAACAACGACAUCGUCAGAUUCGUAUUCGUCACCUUAGUUUUACGGUUUUCCAGAUUUACCCCAUAGUUUAUCUGUGCCUAUUCGAUCAUUCCGAAUGAAGAGUAAGGCUUUUCGUUUUCUUAUCUCAAUAGUUUUUGUAAAAAUUCUCCUAGCUUCUUUUUAUUUUAUUGCGUUUUGCAUUGUCCACGAAUUGUAAUUUCACUGAAACGAUUGCAUCGUAAAGCAUUCUCAAAUUUAUUGUUCGUGGUUCUGCUGCUCUUUUGCUUGUUCAAACAUAGCAAUAAAUCACCAAAGCUGACAUUUUCGCUCUAUUAUUCUACGUGAGUCGUAUGUCAAGUUUAUCCCCCUGUUAGUUGGAAAACAAAAGUUCUUGCGGGAGUUAUUUAGGUCAUAGCUUUCGCAUUCUUGGCCCACUGUUAGUUACGACGCCUUCACCAGACGCUAGUGGCUAUGAGAAAUAUGCGCUCUACAUUGACGUUUUGACUUAUUCGUCGGUAUGGAAACGCUUAAGCAAAUGUUCUGUAAGGUGAAUUUGACUAUGAGUCAGAAAGUGAGUAUGACGUCGAAAAUUUGGUGGAUUGGACCUGUUUGUCGUUGCCUUCACAUCCGCACUGUGGUGGACGCCAAAGAAAAACCUGAAAACUAUUGCCGGAAGCAGAGAAAUUGGUCCUUCAACCCUCUACCAAUACGGUGCGUUUUGCUAUUGUUUAAUGUUUGGAUUCCCGUCGUUUCAACCUUUGAUCUUUUUUUCUUGUGCAGAACGAAACGAUCAAAGUGUGCCAUUAAUAUUUCCAUGUCAUGAAUACUGCCAGCACUUUAGUCAAUCGUUCCUAUCUAGAAGAUAUCUGGAAAUUACCAUCUCCAAAAAUAUAGUGCCUCUCAACUGUGGUCGAAUUACUUUACAGGCUUUCGACUACCCAAGAAGUAUUGGUGCGAAUGCUGAGUCCACGUCUUCUGUGAUAUUUUCGACGAAGAUAAAUUCCAUCCACAAUCCAAAUUACGACAUUAACGGUUUUUACAGCUCUUCUCGUAUAGGGACGGCCAUGGACGAAUCCAACAGCUGGCUGGAAGAGUUUUUCGCCCCCGACUGGCAAAGAUGAUGAGACAUUGGGCCCGCUUCAGUUUUCCAACUGGAUUUGAUCGCCUUUCUAAAUCUCGAUUCGAUCGAAUUCGUCACCAAUCUCAAGUUGAGAAAGAAUUUGCGCCAACAAUUUAAAGAUGGAAUUUUAAUUGUGAAUUAUUUCAUCCUGAUGGAGUGAGAGUUAUUACUAAAUAAGGCCACGUAUACAUUUCACUUUUUAAUUGGUUUCCUAUUUUCUUUCUUUGAAAAAAAAAGAAGACGAUGCCCAAAACGCCUGUCUGGCUGCCUGCCGUCACAUCGCAGAGAUUCAGAUUCUCUGCUCAUCGACGAUGUCAGUUUAAUUUUCAGCUAGAGAGCCUUGACGUCAAUCAAUACGCGCAAAACGAUUUAGGUGGCCAUCACUUUAAUUACCUUGUUUUCGAUAAUCCACCUUUUGAUACUGUAACCAGAGGACCUAACGGUACGUUUACAUUCUUCGGAUCGGACUAUUACUUAACUGAUUGGCUUGCGUCAAAAUUUAACUUCACAUAUUCUUUCGUGUUGAUAAAUCAAACCAUUGCCGAAAAAUACGGCACACACGAAGCGCUGUUUUACCAACUCAUCAACGACAAAGAUGUUGACGGAAUAGCAUGUUCUUUCUACUUAACGAUGGACAGAGUGGAAAGAAUGGACUACACCUUCUUCACGUGGUCUGAAGGAUUUAGUCUUGUUGUGCCAAGACCUGGAGAGGAAAGCAGAUUAUUUGCUUUCAUUGGUCCAUUUCAACCUACGGUUUGGUUGUUGGUUUUCAUUAGUCUUAUCGUCAUAAUCGGGACCAUGACACUCUUUACCUGGUGCUACAAUGGAUGUUUCACUGUCGUUUCAACGGACGAGGCUACUGUCGACUCUGAAUCAACAACUCGACAUAAUCGCAACGUUUCACGUCAAAGGAGCAACUUUAUCUUCUUUGGUCCCCACAUAACCUAUGUUAUUAAUACCAUAACGAAUCAAGGAGGAAGAGAAGCGUUUAGUCGCAACUCGUUUCGGGUCCUGGCCGGAGUUUGGGUUUUGUGCGCUACUGUUUUGGUUAACUCUUACACGGGAAUCGUCAUUUCGUCACUCACCAAGCCGAAAAUGAAGCCGUCCAUCGAAUCUUUUGAAGAUUUGGCUGCGAGUUCAGAGAUUGGGGUCGUUCUCCGACAUGACACGUCAAUUGGAGAACAAAUUCUGAAAGCAACUUCUGGCGUUUAUAAGGUCUUGGGUGAUAAAGCUCGGCGUCAUCCGGAUCAAAUACUCGGCGAUCCUUUCAAGUUGGCCGCUAAACUGCAGACCGGUCACUACGCUUACCCUUUUCUUCGCACUUUUGGCAUUGCAUUUGUCGGUUCGCAGUAUAAAAAGGAUAAGAAAUGCCGAUUUAAAACUUCUAAAAUGUUGCCCAUCUCUACGGGAUUUUAUUCGUUGCUUUUUAAGAAGGGAAGCUCAUACACUAAAACAAUUAGCCAAGGGCUCAUGAAUCUUUGGGAGAGUGGUUUUAUGAUGUUUUGGGUGAGGAACCUCCCUACCAUACCAAAAGCAAACGAAUGUUUCGCCGACGAAAAGAAUCGAGUCUCUCGUCUAGUUCCGAUUCGGCUGUCCGAUUUGACUAGUGCUUUUCUGAUCCUAGGAAUUGGAAUUGGAUUGGCGACACUAAGUUUCUUGCUAGAAUUGAUCUACUAUAAUAUGGCUAAAAAAUAGCUUUUUUCUGCUCCGUUAAUCGGGCUGAAGCAGUUGAAAGGUGAAAGUUUCAUUAAGCUUAGGACAUGUAGUUGUCAUCAUUUUUGUAGCCAAUUCAUCAAAGUUGUGCUCCAAAACAUUUUUUUUUCCUUAUAUUUGUUGCUUACCUCUUGUGACCAUUUUAAGUUUAAUGGGUUUUUGUCUAUCUUUGCAAUGUUUCAGUGUUCAUCCGAUUUUUACGAUAUUAUUCACCUAAUGCCAAAACCUAUAAGUACACUAAAUGUUUGACAUUAAAUCUUAUCGUGUUUUAAAUCGUAAUUAGACUAUUAGUUAAAUGCAAUAAACUGAAAUAUUCUAAAGAGAAAUCAAUAAA